AUGGUCCGCUUCGUCACACUUGUUGGGGCUGCCGCGCUCCUUGCUCAGUCUGCAUUUGGUGCUGCCGUGCCCAUGCGAAGAACGAACCAAGACUCGAACCUUCCCGAGAACAAUUCGUAUAAUCAACAGAAUAAUCAGUACCAACAGAACAACCAGUAUCAACAAAACAACCAGUACCAACAGAACAACCAGUACCAGCAGAACAACCAAUAUGAGCAGCCGCAGCGAAACCAGUACAAUAACAACUAUCAGCAGCAACAGCAGCAGCAGCAGCAGCACCAGACCACGACCUCGGCCGCAAUGGCGCACGAGACCACGACCGCCAUCGGCCACGAAUCGAGCGUCAUGCAGAUGGAACAAUCAUCUGUCAUGGCCCAUGAGACCACGACGAGCGCUAUGGCGCACGAGACGUCUGUCUUGGCCACGGAACAGUCGUCCACCAGCGCCGAGUAUGCCAUGCCGACGUAUGGCUCUGGAUCCAGCCAGUGGGGCAACAACUACAACGACUGCGUUUCUCAAUGCAUGGCUCAAUUCGGAGCUCCGCCAAGCACGAUGACCAUGCACAUGCCACCUUCCGCCUCUGCAACCGAGAAUGUGUCUGGUUCGGUUCACACCAUCAUGGUCGCUCCCGAUGGUGCCGGCCUCCGCUACGUUCCGUUUGCCGUCAAUGCAUCGGUUGGUGACACCAUCCGCUACGUCUGGACGACGCCAAAGAACCACACUGCAACUCUCUCGUCCGCACUCGCCAUCUGCAACAGAUCUGGUAUCGCCGAGCAACGCAACUUUGUCUCUGGCGUCCGCAACGCAGAAUCGGGCCCACAGACGUUUGACGUCAAGGUCGAGACUGAUCAGCCGCAAUUCUUCUACUGCAGCGUCGCUCAGCAUUGCGAAAGCGGCAUGUUUGGCAUGAUCAACCCCGCCACUUCCUCUGGCUCUGCGUCUGGUUCGAUGACCGUCGGCGAGAUGAUGUCCCAGAUGGUUCAGUCGAACCCAUCGAUGGAGGCUGCCUACCGCUAUCUUACCCGCAACAUGACCGGUGGCAUGGCUGCGUCGCAGUGGGGAAUGAGCAUGUCGCUCGAGGGUAUUCCCGAGUCGAGCUAUCCCGACGUCGCCGCCAACGUGCUCUUCACCCAGGCGUCGUUUGCUGCUAACCCGGGCAUGAUGGAGAGCAACGGUGCUCAGACACCCGACAACUCGCCCAUUGCUAUCCCAGCCGACUUUAACGUGCUCCUCUCCAACGCUGCACUUACUGUACCCACCUCGACCACUCUUGGUGGUGAGGCUACCGCUACGUCGCGACCAGCUUCCUCGGCGACUGGCAGCCUUACGCCAGUCAACGCCGAGUCGAACAGCGCGCUCUCUGGCAAGCAGGGCGCCGGAAUCUGGAUUGCUGCCGUUGUUGGUGUCGCCGGAUGGUUGUUGAUCUAA
Molecule: messenger RNA, 1428 nt
Organism: Serendipita indica DSM 11827
Lineage: Eukaryota; Fungi; Basidiomycota; Agaricomycetes; Sebacinales; Serendipitaceae
Source: the annotation of a GenBank genome assembly